Molecule: messenger RNA, 1185 nt
Organism: Yarrowia lipolytica CLIB122
Lineage: Eukaryota; Fungi; Ascomycota; Dipodascomycetes; Dipodascales
Biological process (GO): tRNA dihydrouridine synthesis
Cellular component (GO): cytoplasm
Molecular function (GO): flavin adenine dinucleotide binding; tRNA dihydrouridine synthase activity
Source: RefSeq, a predicted model, not a curated record
AUGGUCAGUUACGCUGGAAAAUUGGUACUGGCGCCCAUGGUGCGUUCCGGCGAGUUCCCCACGCGGCUGCUCUCCAUCAAGUACGGGGCUGAUCUGGUGUGGAGUCCCGAGAUUGUGGACAAGAAGAUGUUGGAGUGCACCCGAGAGUGGAACGAGAAGACCAAGACGGUCGACUUUACUGUCAGUCAGCAGGGCAAGGGAAACACUGAGAAAAAGGCCAUUAUUUUCCGAACCUCUGAGGCUGAGAGAGACAAGAUCAUCUUCCAGGUGGGUUCGGCUAACCCCGAGAUCGCCGUGGCCGCUUGCAAAAUGGUUGCCAAGGACGUCGCUGGUAUUGAUCUCAACUGUGGCUGUCCCAAGCACUUUUCCAUGCAUGCAGGUAUGGGAGCCGCUCUGCUCAAGACCCCCGAUAAGCUGGUUGCUAUCCUGGAGGCCUUGGUGAAGGAGGUGGGAGAGCCUUUCAAUGUUAGCAUUUCAGUCAAGAUCCGACUGCUGGAGACGGAAGAGAAGACUCUGGAGCUUGUGGACAGGCUGGCUCAGACCGGAGUCAAAAACCUGACGAUCCACUGUCGAACUACACCCAUGCGACCUCGAGAACCUGUGAUUCGAGAUACUUUGGCCAAGGUAGCUGAGGUGUGUCACAAGCACGGAAUCACCUGCCUUGUUAACGGAGAUGUUGAAGGUCGACAUGAGCUUGCUGAUCUUCAGGAAAAGUACGGCAUCGAUGGAGCUAUGAUUGCCCGAGCAGCCGAGGCUAACGCUUCUUGUUUCAGAGCUGAAGGUAUGCUCCCUUGGCAGCAGGUGACCAAGGAGUACCUUGAUAUCUGUCGAGAGUAUGACAACUUUUACCAGAACACAAAAUACUGUCUGACUCGCAUGAUCCCCGGAAAGAGUCCCAGUUAUAAGAAAGUGGCUGCUUUGAAGGACUGCGAGAGUCUGGAGAAGUACAUUAACGAGCAGUACGAGGAAAUGCUCAAGGAGAGGGCCGAGGAGGAAGCCAAAAAGCCUGAAGAGCAGGUUAUCAAAGAGGUGGGGGAGAAGGCCACAAGGGAGGUGGAGGAAUCUAUGGUUUCGAACGUUGAGGAGGCCGUUCAAGAGGCACCGGUUGAAGAGACACCUCUGGCUGCUGGCAAGCAUGCUCUGGAGGCUGAGGAGCAGACAUCUGCGAAGCGGGUGGCUGUUUAG